AAAUACAAACACUAGGGGGAAAAGGGCAAAUCCAUCAACCCAACCAUUCUUUGUAACUUGUACCUUCGUGCCUUGACUUAAAAACACAUCCUAAAUUUUUCUCUCAUUGGUUAUUGUUGUUCCCAUCAUGGAAUUCAGAUCAAAGUCAUGCAAAGAUGAAAAGCUACAAAUUGAAGACAAGGUAACCCCAACAAGCAUGCAAGGUCUAAGGAGUUUUAGUGCUAAAUAUGUUUAUAAUCCAAAUCAAACAUAUAAUAAGGAUGUGAAGAUGAAGAAAGUAAAAAGCAUAUCAAAGAGUAGGAGUUUCAUGAAUGAUGCCGAAUUGCAAAGGAAGAAGAGAGUUGCUGGGUACAAAAUAUAUGAUGCUGAAGGAAAAGUGAAAGGGUCUCUAAGGAAGAGUUUCAAAUGGAUCAAAAACACUUAUACUCAAGCUAUCUAUGGUGGAUGGUGGUGAAAUGAAAUGGUUAUUAAUGUGUAUUUUAUUUCCUUUUGUUCAUUUCUUGCAUGUAACUUUCAUCACUGCUUUUAUGGUUAGAUUGUUUAGUAGCUGUUGAAUUUCAAAAUCCUCAUUUCUAAUUGGGUUUGAACUAGAGAGUUUGAUUAAUUUGUUUGCAAUUUUAUUUUAAUAUAUGUGUAUGAAUAUGUAUGUGUUAAAUUGUGGCCUAAGUAAAACAAUAUAAAAGGUUUGGAAUUAAAACCUA
Messenger RNA from Trifolium pratense (red clover), 701 nucleotides. RefSeq lists its product as uncharacterized. Lineage: Eukaryota; Viridiplantae; Streptophyta; Magnoliopsida; Fabales; Fabaceae. The record is from RefSeq and is a predicted model, not a curated record. The transcript has a single exon. Bases 128 to 454 code for a protein of 108 amino acids.